Rhagoletis zephyria (snowberry fruit fly) is the source of this 567-nucleotide messenger RNA. RefSeq lists its product as uncharacterized. The record is from RefSeq and is a predicted model, not a curated record. Lineage: Eukaryota; Metazoa; Arthropoda; Insecta; Diptera; Tephritidae.
AUGGGGCUCGGCGAAGAAGGUCCUAGGUUCACGAAGCGUCGUCGAGACGUUGUCAGUGAAUCACUCAUACCAACAAAAAGGGAGAUUCUGCAAGUACUUAUGUCAAUCUUCGACGCACUUGGAUUCGUAAGCUGCUAUACCAUAGGCCUAAAAAUUAUACUGCAAGAAUUAUGGCGCGCCGGAAUCGCUUGGGACGAACCGUUGCGCGACGAUCUAAACAACAAAUGGUGUCAAUGGAAAAACUUAAUGCAGCUUAUACGUGACGUCAAUAUAUCCAAAUGUUUUUCUCCAUUAUUGCAAGAUGCACAAGACGUCCAACUGCAUACUUUCGUGGACGCGGGGGAGGGCGGCUACGCAGCAGUCUGCUAUCUGCGGGUUAAGAGAGAUGACGAUGUAACGGUUUCCCUUGUAGUCGCGAAAUCAAAAGUUGCGCCAUUGAAACCACUCUCUAUCCCAAGGCUUGAGUUGCAAGCAGCCGUGAUCGGCACAAGGCUGGCCGAUAUGUAUCCUUCACGUUUGCCGCGCUAUAAAGUAAGCGCAACAGUAUGGCUUACUGGUGUCAAGUAA